Molecule: messenger RNA, 816 nt
Organism: Suhomyces tanzawaensis NRRL Y-17324
Lineage: Eukaryota; Fungi; Ascomycota; Pichiomycetes; Serinales; Debaryomycetaceae
Gene: RVS162
Product: Rvs162p
Exons: 2
Coding region: 1-816 (271 amino acids)
Biological process (GO): endocytosis; actin cortical patch localization; plasma membrane tubulation
Cellular component (GO): actin cortical patch; Rvs161p-Rvs167p complex; medial cortex
Molecular function (GO): protein binding; lipid binding
Source: RefSeq, a predicted model, not a curated record
AUGUCGUGGAUAGGACUAAAGAAGGCCAUCAACCGUGCUGGGGCACAAGUCAUGCACAAGACCGGCUUGCUCGAACAGACGCACGAUAAAGAGUACGAGUUCGAAGAGAAGCGAUACCGUGCCAUGGAGGCUGCGUCACAAAAGCUUCAUAAGGAGCUCAGGCACUACUUGGAGACCCUUCGCACCCUCACCAGGUCGCAAGUCAGCGUGGCAGACGCUUUGGCUCUGUUCUACGGAAACCCCGACGACAUUCUUCAAAGGUUGCAAGAAAUGAACAGCGACAACAUCACCACCACACACGAAUUGAACAACGGUGUCGAGGAGUUGGAGCCGGUCUACAACCAGACGGUGCUCAACCCAUUGGCGCGGUUCAACUCGUACUUUGUUGACGUCAACGAUGUCAUCAAGAAGCGUGGAAGAAAGAUGUUGGACUACGAUGCACUCCGGGCAAAAAAGCACAAGAUUGACAGGGCAAAGAGCUCUGGCGAACAGGAGUCGCCAGACGAAGAUGAGGCUGCCAGCGACCUCACCCGCGAGGCCGACUUGAAUGCCCUGGCGCUUGCGUACCAUGUCAUCAACGACCAGCUCAAGGAGGACUUGCCCAAACUCAUCAAUCUCCGGACCCCGUUCUUGGACCCCUCGUUCGAGGCGUUUGUCAAGAUUCAGCUCCGGUUCUUCAAUGACAACUACCACCACUUGGGCAAGCUUCAGCUGAAAUUGGACGCCCAGACCAAACAGGACUACAUGACGGGAGAAUUGGAGAACCGCAUUGACCGGGUGUUGGCCAAAAUAAAGGCCUUGAACAUUGCCGGCUAG